This is a messenger RNA of Gigantopelta aegis, 5607 nucleotides long. Its product is annotated as ras-related protein Ral-A-like. Gene Ontology annotation, cellular component: plasma membrane. Gene Ontology annotation, molecular function: GTP binding; GTPase activity; GDP binding. Gene Ontology annotation, biological process: Ras protein signal transduction. Lineage: Eukaryota; Metazoa; Mollusca; Gastropoda; Neomphalida; Peltospiridae. Bases 172 to 780 code for a protein of 202 amino acids. The record is from RefSeq and is a predicted model, not a curated record. The transcript is spliced from 5 exons.
ACUGGUUAUCGCCAUUUCCAGUAGGCUAAGCAAGUUUAGUGAGUUAUAAAUGUUUAUCUAUUCAUUGUGGACAGUCUUAACAGUUUGUUUCGCUUUAGUGUUCCGUAAUUGUAACGGAAUUAUCGUAUAAAUCACUGUUUCAGAAGGACCGCAGACCCUCGUCGAGACAUCAUGUCGAAGGCCAAGUCGACUCAGCCAGCUGUGAUACACAAGGUUAUUAUGGUGGGAAGUGGCGGUGUCGGCAAAUCAGCACUGACACUCCAGUUCAUGUAUGAUGAGUUUGUUGAGGAUUAUGAGCCCACGAAGGCUGAUUCGUACAGAAAAAAGGUGGUGUUGGAUGGAGAGGAAGUACAAAUUGACAUUCUUGACACAGCUGGUCAAGAAGACUAUGCCGCAAUCAGGGACAAUUACUUCAGGAGUGGGGAGGGUUUUCUCUGUGUGUUUUCUAUCACUGAACAAGAGUCGUUCCAGGCAUCGGCAGAAUUCAGAGAACAAAUUUUACGAGUAAAAAAUGAUGAAAACAUUCCAUUCCUGUUGGUUGGGAACAAGAUGGACCUCGAUACUAAACGACAGGUGUCAUUUGAAGAAGCCUCUAGGAAAGCCAGUGAAUGGAAGGUCAUGUAUGUGGAGACGUCAGCUAAAACAAGAGCAAAUGUAGAUAAGGUUUUCUAUGACUUGAUGAGAGAAAUCCGUGCAAGGAAAAUGGAAGCAAGUCGACAGAAUAACGGAAAGCAGAAGAAAAAGGAUGGACGGAAAAAGAUUAAGUGUGUCAUAUUGUAACAAAAUGAUAGUGUUCACGGAAAAUCAUUUGACAAUAUAGGAAAGGAUAUCUCAUUAGGAAACACAGCAGACAAGUGUGUGUGUGUGCAUACCGAUGAGCCUGUUACUGUGUGACAGACACACGUGUCAUAUUUCCAUCUUGCCUGAAUAAAGACUACAUGUUUGCAUUUGACAUACACAUUACUGGGGGCCAGUGCUUUUUGUGGAUCACAUGACACACAUGGAGAUAAAUAAUAAUUUUUUUUAGUUUAUUGUUGUGCUUGUUUCCGAGAGAUGGAAAGUAAAAACAAAAAAAGGAAGGCUUUGAUAUGGUUUGCUCUUCACAAGAAAUGGUUGGGUGUAUCACAUUGUAAGACUAUUUGUAUUAUCCAUCCAUUCGUCUUUCUGUUUUCUGUAGCAUGACCACGAAUCACAGCGAUUGAAAUCUUUGUGACAAGUGACUAAGUAUAGACCACUUUGGAGUUCUGUAUUUGUUUUGUAGUAUUGAGAAAAUUUUACACGUUCAGAAUAUCACUGCAUGCAUGUGAUUUAUAUAAUAUGUAAAUAUGCCUGCUGAAUUAAAUGGAAGAUAAUUUGAAAAGUGCUAUAUUGAUCAUGGAUACUUAUGGAAUUUAAUUUUUUAAAAAGAAAACCCCCAGAGUGGUAUGUUAUAAACUGUGUGGAUAAACUCUAAUAAAGGGACUAAUUCACUAAGGGGCAGACCCUAGUUUCAGCCCGUGAAAAUGAACACUAAAUUUAGUUAAUCUUCAAACCUGAAACACACAUUUGGAUACAGUUAUCAGAGAGAGAAGCUAAAGAAUAUGUUUAAACAGGGAAAUACCAUCUAAAAGAACUAGAGCUUGCCUUGACAACUGUUAUUUCUCAGACGAUUGUGUGUUUUUAAAAUUAUUACAAAUGCAUUUUAGGGUAUUGCAAAAACCUGGAUGAUCAGGAUCGCUUCAAGUGUAUGAAAAUUAAUGUUCUAAAUAAUAAAAUGUAAGUACUUCUGACUUUAAAACUUAACAGCUUUAAUAGUGAAAAAUAUGUCAUAGUGUCUAAAAACUAGGGUUUGUCACUUUAAGAGAGCUUCGUGAAUUAGGCCCAACUCUAAAGCUGUUACAGGUGUUUCUUAAGUGUCCCACGUACGGAUUACAAAGUUUAACUUCAUGUUGUAACUGUGAUACAUCUAUCGAAGAAUCAUCCACUCACUCCUAGUAACAUGUUUAUUAAGAUGGAAUUGAUAUAUCAAAAAAGAUUAUAUUCCUCAAAAACCGUGUCAACCAUUUUCGUUGGUCACCAGCGUGAGCAUUGCUUACUAAACUGAACAAGCAGAUUUGUCCCUUCAGCAACAUUGUUGUUUUAUGCAUAUCUAAAAUAGUAUCCUGGCAAAGAUGGAUUUCUCCCAUUUUUGUCAAUAUAUGUACAGUCAGACCUCAUUAAAACAGACAUCUUCGUCUCAUGAUCUGUUAGUCUUUACAUGUUUAUCAGUGUAACCGGUAUGUCAUGAGUUAUCCCCCUUAUGUUGACUUCAUAUUGUAUUGUAUAUGAAAAACAAGCCAACUCCAUGAAUAGUUUACUUUAUUUUGUCUUGUGCUAGAGCAUAUACUUGCCUAUUUCACCAGCUAAUUAAACUCAAGAUGUUGUCAUUACCCACAAUACUAAGUGAUCACUGAUUGCAGUUAAGUACUUGAGACUUGUCAGUAUGUGGAAGGUGGAAAUUGUAAUGCAAUAUGAAAACAUGGAAUAUGAAUAUUUGCUCUGUGUGGGUAUUCUUUGUCAGGAGGUGCAGCUGUUAUUUUAAUAGUUGUAUUACAUAAUUGUAGUUGUAAUACAAGUUGAUUGUACAUAUAUUUGACAGUGUCUUUAGGAAAGUGACAUUUCACAAAUAUUUUUCAAAUAAAUUAAUGUAAUCAACAUCAACAUCAAGACCAGCUACUCCAUGCUGCAUGUAAAUGUUUACAACAAUAACUACAAGUAAAUCAAGUCUGUCCACACAUUGUCAUUGAAAAUAAUUUUAAAGACAAUUUUUUUUUUUUAUCUCAUGAAAGUUAUUGGCAGAUUUUACUCUUUUUUGAUUUUUAUUAAUUCAGAAAUAGACUAUUCUGUGCAUGACAUGUAAUUUACAUGAUGUAAAUGUAUGAAUAUGUUUCACACACACAGUGAAACUGAUAGCUGUAUCAGGCCCAUAAUAUACCGGAGCUGGAUCUGGGUCUGGCAAGUAUGGAACCACUCGAAACAGAAAUGCAUUGAAAUUGAAUUGAAUGUGACAAAAUACACUGUGUCUUUGGUGGCACAAACUACAGAUCUGGCAGUGGACAGCAAUAUGAACUAUAUUCACACACACAGGACACUGACCCAGACCCAGCCCCAGCUUCUGUGUUUUGGGUUUUACAGAGCAUGUCAACAGCUCUACUUGUGGUAUAAUAGGGUACUGCAUGUAUGUGUCAUGUUGUUGGAUGAAUAAAAUGUAGGUCAGCCUAAUGUACAUUUUCACUGGUGACCUCAGUGAUAACUAAAGAAGAUCUUUAUUAGAGCAGCAAAAACAACACCUUCCUGCAGGAACAUUUAAUCAAUGAAAAGGUUUACUGGAGUGUAGAUGUUUUUGAAGCAUACUUUUCAAAUAGCUGACUCUAAAAGCUUGAGUUGUUAUUCUAGAAUACUGGUUCUAGAAUUUGUCUAGUUAUUAAUUUAGAAUCCUUGCUUGGGAUUUUUGAAGCUAUCUUAGCGCUGUGAAAUCGUAAAACCAUAAUAGGCUUUGACGUCACUACACCACAUGACAUAGUGAUAUAGCUUAAAAUGAUUUUACAAUUUUGUAGCGCUAAGAUUCAUUUGACAAAUUUGUUCCUGGCUCCAGAAAAUCUUUAGUUAUGUCUUUAAAAUACUGGCUUUAGUAUUUGUACUAGAAUAAUUGUGUUCAUUAUGAUGUAGUUACUGAAUAGGAAUACCAACUGUAGAAACCCUGUGUACUACACUAGAGGACUGGCUCUUGAGUUUGUCUAGUCAUUAUACACUAGAAUACUAAUUUUGUUAACUGCUUCAGAUUGAAUACCAAACAAUCGAAGAACAUGUAGCAUGCUAAUUAACUUCAAAAAAGUUGUUAAAAUCAAAUGAUUAUUUAAUUAGUAUUCGGAUAACCAGUAGACCAGUAUCAAAGUGCAUUAAAAAGUGGACAAUAUCUGAAAUUAGAAAUUACCAGUUUAUUUGUAAUUUCAUACACAGUACAAGUAGGUUCAUCUGCUUUUGAAUUUGAUUUCCCAAACUUGACAACUUUUUAGAACAUGCAUGUAAAUUCUUAUUUCAAGCAAUUAGCAGCUGCUGAAUCAACAUUUCAUUCAUUCAGCUGCUGCUGUUGACAAUUGUGAAGUUUUCAAUUCAUAUUUAAAGCCGGCCAGUGAAAUAGAAACUAAGCCAAUGUCGUACUGUUUUGGUUCGUUAAUAGAAUUUAACUCAUAACCAAUCAUCUUACAUGUCAAAUAUAUUGAAGUAAAGAUUUUAAUGUCAGAUCUAUACUACUUCCUAUGCAAAUUAGCCUAGAUGUUAAUAAUACAAUUGAAAAAAAAAAGUAUUUACUUUUGCAUAUUCAUGUGGUAACGUAUUGUUUGUUUUCAAUCAGUUGUGUUCUUCAGUGUGUUUAUAUUGCAUGUCCUUUGUUUUUUGGUGGUGUUUUUUUUGUUUUUUUUAAUAAGUUAGGUAUUUUUAUGUGGUUCAAGCAAGGAUGUGAAGAUAUUGUGAAAUCACAGUUGUUUGUGCAAUAAUACGUUUUUUUUUUGUAAUUUUGUACAUCAGUUUCACCAACAUCAUUAGUAAAUUUUAAGUUUGCUUUGAAAUUUGUUUUUUAUAAUUCUGUUUAUGGGGGUUUGUAUAUAAAUCUGAAUACAUGCCAUGUUUUCCCCAACUUGUGAAAAUUGAUUUUCAUGAAAUCAAAAAAUGAAAGUAUUUUGCAUAUUUAUGUGGUAACAUAUUGUUUGUCACAUUGCACUUUGAUCAAGUAAAGCUACAGGAUGAAAAGUUAAGUGUAUUAUGAAAACAAACAUUUUUCAAAACAUGUAAAUUCUUUCUGUGAAGUCUAAAGCGGUUAAAUUUAUUAAUUUAUUUUUUGUGUUAGUUCUUUGGAAUAAAUAUACAUGUACACACUUUUAAAUUUUAAUACAGUACAAUACAAAUGCUUUAUUUGUGUGUUACAUAUGAUGUAUACAUAUUAACACUAUUAAAAUGAUGAUGGCUAAAGCAAAGUCAUAUCCUGUGACUAGCAGGCAAACACAUGGCUACAUUACACAAUUGCUCAUGUGACCUGUAGGUCAUCGUACAAUGUGGCUGAAAUAACAGAAAUAAUAGCUUUUCACCUUAAUUUUUAUGGUCUGUAGUAUAAAGAUAACUAGUUAAUGACGUUGGAUAUCUGCUUUAUCCUGUUCAGGCUGAAUAAGAAUUUCCCAUUCUCUUACCGUCACAGAAUAAAGCAGAUAUCCGAUGUCAUUAACUAGUUAUUCUCUAUUUAAGUAAUAAAAGUAAAAGCAAAAUAAUGUAAUUAGCAAACAAGAUAGUUUAAUAUGAUUGUGAAUGUUAAAACAACUUACCCCCUUCAGAUUAUAGAGAUUUUGGUUAAUAGACUAGUUCUUGCUACAUCUAUGUCCCAACAGAACUGUGCUAUUGUUACAAGGAGAGCAGCAGGUAUUCAAAUUCCAAAUCUGGCGUAGCGGGAAAUGUGAAUAUUUUACACUACAUGUAGUUUCUCACCCAAGCAACCAAUAUUUUGGUUCUUUGAACUACAUCAAAGAUUGUUACCACUGACAAAUUAUACUGAACAAACAUGUUUUAUGGUAAAUAAACGUCUGAUUUAUAAUUUCAAAA